GGAGUGGGUUCUCACACUAUCACUCUAUGAAGGUUGCCUUCCUGAUUGCAUGCAGGUGUGGCAAUUUAAAGUGACUCACUAACUGAAUCUAUUUUUAAAUUAAGAAUUUAUUUUUAAAUUAAGAAUUCCCCCCCCCCUGGGCUUGAAGCAAUGUUUGGACUUUUCACCAUUCUUGUAAAAACAAAACUGGCAUCAAAUAGAUCAGUAGUGAAUAUGCUGAGAUUCAGUGAGUGAGUCACUUUAAAUUGCUACAGCUGCAUUCAAUCAGGAAGGCAACCUUCAUAGAGUGAUACAGUGGUCCUUUGAGAACCCACUUGUCCUUGAGCUAGAUCCUUGUGAGGAAGUCACAGGACUUUUGGGCACAAACCUUCAGCCCCAUCUCCUGCCCUUUCCACACGGAAGGCAUCCCUGACUUUUGCCCCGGCCCAUCCCUUGACCGACCGUCUCAGCAGGUGGAAGAACUCCAGAGGAUCAUGGCCAGCGUCGAACUGACUGAGCUGGAGGUGGCCAUUGAGAAAAUUGUUUCUGCCUUCUUCACGUGUGCCAGCCGUGAGGGUAAAAAGAACACGCUGACAAUCAAUGAAUUCAAGGAGUUGGCCACCACGCAGCUCCCAAAUUUCAUGAAGGACGUUGUGGAUCUCGAUGAGAAGAUGAAGAGCCUGGACGUCAACAACGACGAGGAGUUGAAAUUCAACGAGUACUGGAGGCUCAUUGGGGAGCUGGCUAAGUGCAUCAAGAGGGAGAAAAUGGAAAAGAAGAAGUGAGCGGGGUGUGUGUGUGUUUACGUGUGUGCGUUUGCAGGCGAGGUGGAUGGGGGUGAACAGAACACUGUUGGAAGGUGCUUGGGGGGAUAAAGAAGAGGAUUGGAUCACGCAGAAAUAAAAAACUGAUGUUGUUCCAAGGUCGCAAAUAAAAAGUGCUUCCUCUGA
Molecule: messenger RNA, 929 nt
Organism: Heteronotia binoei (common prickly gecko)
Lineage: Eukaryota; Metazoa; Chordata; Lepidosauria; Squamata; Gekkonidae
Gene: S100A13
Product: S100 calcium binding protein A13
Exons: 3
Coding region: 474-764 (96 amino acids)
Biological process (GO): positive regulation of cell population proliferation; positive regulation of canonical NF-kappaB signal transduction
Cellular component (GO): perinuclear region of cytoplasm
Molecular function (GO): RAGE receptor binding
Source: RefSeq, a predicted model, not a curated record